UUCACCAACUUUAUCUUUAAAAAUCAAAAUCCAACACGACGGAAUCUCAGAAGACCAAAACCUCUCUGCUUGACACCUCACCCUGCUGCAAUCUCCCAAAACCCUAAGCAAAAAUGCUCCUCCAACCUUCCCUUCACCACCACAAGGUCUCCCUCUCGUCCACAAUCUCCUACUCUCACCCUCUUCCAUGGAAAAAUCCCAACUUUACCCUGCACCAGACAGUAAACUACAAGAAACUCCCAGUGAUCACCUGCUCGAUAUCACAAAUCCACAACUAUGGAACAGUGGACUAUGAGAGAAGACCAAUGAUGAAAUGGAAUGCUAUAUACAGGAGGAUUUCAUUGAUGGAGAAUCCUGAAUUGGGUUCUGGUAGUGUGUUGAAUCAGUGGGAAAAUGAAGGAAAAAGGCUUACAAAAUGGGAACUUUGUAGGGUUGUUAAGGAGUUGAGGAAGUAUAAGAGGUACCAACAAGCUCUUGAGGUCUAUGAUUGGAUGAACAAUAGACAAGAGAGGUUUGGAUUAUCACCUAGUGAUGCUGCGAUUCAAUUAGACCUUAUUGCCAAAGUUCGUGGAGUUUCUAGCGCUGAAGAUUUUUUCCUAAGGCUUCCCAACACUUUCAAGGAUAGGAGGAUAUAUGGAGCUUUGCUGAAUGCCUAUGUGCGAAACAGAAUGAGAGAAAAAGCAGAAUCUUUGAUUGAUGAAAUGAGAGGUAAAGAUUAUGUCACGCAUGCACUUCCCUAUAAUGUGAUGAUGACUCUCUACAUGAACAUCAACGAGUACGAUAAAGUUGACUUGAUGAUUUCAGAAAUGAAUGAGAAAAACAUCAAGCUUGACAUAUAUUCAUAUAAUAUCUGGUUAUCAUCUUGUGGAUUACAAGGAUCAGCUGAUAAGAUGGAACAGGUAUUUGAGCAAAUGAAAUCGGAUGGAUCCAUCAAUCCCAACUGGACAACUUUUAGCACGAUGGCUACCAUGUACAUUAAGAUGGGAAAGUUUGAAAAAGCUGAAGACUGCUUGAGGAGGGUUGAGAGUAGAAUCACAGGUCGGGAUCGGAUACCUUAUCACUAUCUCCUUUCUCUAUAUGGUAAUGUCGGUAACAAAGAAGAGGUUUAUCGUGUAUGGAAUAUUUACAAAUCUAUUUUUCCCAGUAUUCCAAAUUUGGGUUACCAUGCUAUGAUCUCAUCUCUGGUUCGGAUGGAUGACAUUGAAGGGGCAGAAAAGAUUUAUGAGGAAUGGCUAUCCAUUAAGACAUCUUAUGACCCAAGAAUAGCAAAUCUUUUUAUGGCUGCAUUUGUUUAUCAGGGAAAUUUGGAUAAAGCUGAGAGUUUUUUUGACCAUAUGCUUGAAGAAGGAGGAAAGCCAAAUUCACAUUCAUGGGAAAUUCUUGCUCAAGGGCAUAUUUCAGAAAGGAGAACGUCUGAGGCUUUGUCUUGCUUGAAAGAAGCUUUUGCUACUCCAGGAUCAAAGAGUUGGAAGCCAAACCCUGCAAAUGUAUCUUCCUUCUUUAAGCUCUGUGAGGAAGAAGUUGACAUGGCAAGCAAGGAAGCUUUAGCAAGUUUUUUGAGGCAGUCAGGACAUCUAAAAGAUAAAGCAUAUGCAUUACUCCUAGGCAUGCCUGUUACUGGUGAUGAGCUAUCAACAAAGGAAGAGAGAACUGAAGACCAGAUUGACAAUGAGGAAAAUGAUGGUGACAAUGGGUCUGAAAUGCUUGUCAGCCAAUUGCAGGGUAGUCUGUGACAACUCCAUUGGGGUGCUUCUAUAUGCAGGAAGUUUGUUUUUGACCUUGAGUUGUGGAGCAGGUUUUAUCAGAACUUCGGUCACAAGAUGCUUUUCUUCGUGGCAAUCAUCUCCUGCCAGAUGCAAAUGGUGGCCGGGAUUUUGAAAUUUGAAAGUUCUGGUGUGGCAUGAUAUUUAUUCAUACAGAUGUUUGUCCAUAAAGACAUGCUCAGCAAAGGAAUGAAUGCCCUUGACUCUUCCUAAUUAAUGACUGUAACCCAUCUCCCGUUCUGCUGUUUUAAAUUUUUUGUUGCAGUUUGUGCCGUCAAGGCACAAAAGCAAUUUAAUUUACGUAGUCAAGCAACUCAAGUCGUCCUGUAUAACAGCAAACUGAAUGUCAAUUCAGUCCCCAUGCUUUUGAUUCGAACACAAUUUCAUCCCUAAA
This is a messenger RNA of Populus nigra (black poplar), 2157 nucleotides long. Its product is annotated as pentatricopeptide repeat-containing protein At1g02150-like. Bases 114 to 1733 code for a protein of 539 amino acids. Gene Ontology annotation, cellular component: mitochondrion. NCBI's taxonomy places the organism in Eukaryota, Viridiplantae, Streptophyta, Magnoliopsida, Malpighiales, Salicaceae. The transcript is spliced from 2 exons. Gene Ontology annotation, molecular function: protein binding. The record is from RefSeq and is a predicted model, not a curated record.